CUUGUUCGGUCGGUAUAGUGUAUCAUGUUGGCGGAGGAGCUGCUGCACGAAUAACGGCUGUCAGACACAUUAGCUAAUUUGCUAAAUUGCAGUUAGUUUGUUUGUUGCGUUUUCGCUGCGGCGCGGGAAGAUAGUCGGCGCUUUUAGAGCGCACCGUGUAUUUAAAGCCCGACUAGUCGCUGUCAGAGGGAGCGCUGUGGUGUUGAUGUCAUCAACGGACGGCAGCGCUGUAGCGACCUUCAAUUUCUAGGCAAGACUCGGAUAAACAAAGACUCCUCCUGGCUGAUUUCUCCCUCCUUUCUUUGUUUUGUUUUCUUUUGCCGGUGACACCAGCGACGAGGAUGGGACUCUACCCACACUGCGUCCUGCUACUGUUCGCCUCCACGUUGACAGUCGGGUUUGAUUUCCAUCACGAGCCCAGACCCUGGGGGCAGUCGGUUUUCGCGAAGCGUUCGAACGCGGGGCAGAAAGCCGCCGGCGUCGUCAAGCGGUCGCUGCCGGCCUGGCUGGCGGCGGCGGCGGCGGCGGAUCACAAGAUUACGCGGAGGAGCAGCGGCCAGGGCGACUGCAGAGCCGUGGAAGGACACGGCAAGGAGUUAGCGGGCAACACCCACAGUAAUACCUUCGAUGACCUGAGUGGUUCAGUGUCACUGGCCUGGGUUGGAGACGGCACAGGGGUCAUCUUGGCCUUGACGACUUUUCAGGUGCCCUUCUUCAUGUUGAAAUUCGGACAGUCCAAACUCUAUCGAAGUGAGGACUAUGGGAAAACAUUCCAGGACGUGACCAGCCUCAUCAACGACACCUUCAUAAGAUCAGACUAUGGCAUCGCCAUUGGCCCCGAGAACUCUGGGAAAGUGAUUCUGACGGCCGAGGUGUCAGGAGCUUCAGGAUACCGCAUCUUUGUCUCCACAGACUUUGGCAAACGUUUCACCCAGAUCGACCUGCCUUUUAUCCCAACGACGCAGAUCUCAUACAACCCUGACGACUCUGAGGUGCUGGUGGCCCUCAGCCACAACAAUGAGCUAUGGCUGUCAAAAAACGUUGGCAAGAACUGGGAAAAGAUCCACAAAAUGGCGUGUCUAAUGAAAUGGGGAAGAAAAGACACCAUCUUCUUCACAACCAGUUCAAGCGGAUCCUGCAAUGAUCGGGGGAUGUUGGACCUGAUGAGGACGACGGACUAUGGUAAAACCUUCAAGGUUGUUGCCACUAAAGUCUACUCUUUUGGCCUCGGCGGACGAUUCCUCUUUGCCUCUGUGAUGACGGGCAAGGGCACCCUGAGGAUUAUCCACGUGUCAGUGGACCAGGGUGACACAUGGAACAUUGCCCAGUUGCCCCCCGUGGGCCACGAGCAGUUCUACUCUAUCCUGGCAGCCAAUGAUGACAUGGUUUUCAUGCACGUUGAUGAGCCAGGAGACACAGGAUUUGGUACUAUUUAUGUAUCGGAUGACCGAGGCACGGUGUACUCAAAGUCACUGGAGCGCCAUCUUUACACCACCACGGGGGGCGAUACAGACUUUACUAACGUCACCUCCCUGCGGGGGGUUUUCAUCACCAGUGUCCUGGAACAAGAUGAGUCAGUUAAGUCAGUGGUCUCCUUUGAUCAAGGAGGGGAAUGGAUUCCUUUGAGGAAACCUGCUGACAGCAUAUGUGAUGCUACAGCCAGGGACCCAGACAAGUGCAGUCUCCACAUCCACGCAGCAUAUAGUACGUCUAUGAGCCAGAACAUCCCCAUGCUGCCUCUGUGUGAACCCAACGCUGUGGGUGUCAUCUUAGCUCAUGGGAGUGUUGGUGAUGCAAUCUCUGUGACAAAGCCUGAUGUGUAUGUGUCUGAUGAUGGUGGAUACACCUGGAUUAAAGCUCUCAGUGGACCCCAUCACUAUGCUAUUCUGGACUCUGGAGGGCUGCUGGUGGCUGUAGAGCAUAAGCCCAAUCAACCUGUCAACCAGAUCAAGUUUUCUACUGAUGAAGGACAGUGCUGGGGAGUGUACAACUUCACUGACAAUCCCAUCAUUUUCACUGGGCUGGCAUCAGAGCCGGGUGCUCACUCCAUGAACGUCAGUAUCUGGGGCUACAGAGAGACCUUUGUCAGCGAGUACUGGGUCUCCAUCACCAUUGACUUUAAGGAUCUUCUGACACGAACCUGUGGUGACAGCGACUAUGUGCAGUGGUUGGCCCACUCUGAUGACGUCAGUGACCCCCAAGAUGGCUGCAUGCUGGGGUACAAGGAGAAAUUCCUGCGUCUCAGGAAAGACUCUGUUUGCUCGAACGGACGAGAUUACCAGGUCAGCACCCAGCCAACCACUUGUGAAUGCACUCUGGACGACUUCCUGUGUGACUUUGGCUACUACCGUCAGGAGAACAGCUCAGAGUGUGUGGAGCAGCCGGACCUGCAAGGCAAAGUGCUGGAGUUCUGUCUGCAGGGAAAAGAGGAGCAGCUGCAGACUCAGGGAUACAGGAAAAUUCCAGGAGACAAAUGUGAGGGCGGAAAGAUGCCUGAGCGUAAAGAGAUCAACCUCAGUAAGAGGUGUGUGAGUGACCUGGUGGGCCCAGAACUCCUGGUGGACAAACGCACCUCCAAGCCUGUGUUUACAGUCAUAGCGGUCAUGAUCGUUCUGGUGCUGAGCAUUGCAGCAGGAUUUGUCUUUGUCAAGAAAUACGUCUGUGGUGGAAGGUUCUUGGUGCAUAGGUACUCUGUACUGCAGCAGCAGCACGUAGAAGAGAAUGGUGCCGACGAGAUGGACGAGCCGCUUGAGACCAACCACACUCCGAAUGGCAAGAUAGAGUUUCAUGAGGACUCAGAUGAGGAUCUGCUUGAAUAGCAGGCACAACCUGUCAAGCAACAGGUUUCCAGUGGACCACGUGCCGCUUGCUCCUCUCCAGCUACUUCUUCCUUUAACCUUCUAGAACUUCAGCCUCAGCUACCAGAUGAAGAGUCUGUGUCACUCUGCUGUCAUCUAUGAAGUCAAAUGAAUGUAUGAAUGCUUCCUGGGACUGACCCGCAGUUGAGGGGAAGUGAGAAAUCUUUUAAGUGUUGUGGUUCAGUUAUUUGAUUUGACUGUUCAAGUUCGAACCUCCACGUUAUUUAUUUAAGUUUAUUCAACUGGUGCAGUAAGUAAAGCUGCCAACCGAGCCAGAGUAAGAGAUUUUGAAGCAAAGCUAGUACGAAUCCAUCAUCAUUACGGGUCCUGCCUCUCCUCAUGUGGGAGUGGAAAUAUGUCUGACUUCCAUCAAGAUCCGAUUUUUUUCUUCCUUCAUGCAAUUGUACAUAAACAUGAAUUAUUUUACCUUUUUUUUCACAUGCAAAUAAUAUGGAAGGUGUUAAAACAGUUGAGGUUAACUGUCCCAAAUCACUCUAGUCUUAAAUCUUGAUUUAAAUGAAAUAUUUUUUAUUUGUAAAUUUUAGGUUUCUAGUGUUGACACCGAUUUGUAAAACCCUGUUGAGUCUCUAUGUGGAAUACAAGCCUACAUACUUUUGUUACUCUAUGGCAUUAAGAGCCAUGAUCAAAGUAAUAAAACACAUGGACAGUUCCAUUUGCUGUAGGUUUGAUAGCGGCGAACAUGUUAACUAUUCCUGUUGGUCCACAGCAUCUACUGGUACUGCUUCAUGAGUGGAGGGGCUUUUGCAUGAAACACAUGACGUGGCCGUGUAUAGAGGGGUGAAAUGUGUCUGUUUCAAGACAAGUUUAACGUGUGCAAUUUUACCUGCCUGAAGCACAAGGUCCUUUGUAUGUCUGCGAAGAGUUUGUAGUUUAACAUUUUUUCCUAAACAUGAACUAACACGCUUUUGACAAAUUACAAAUUGUGGUUCAAAGAUGUUCAGAAAUAAUUAUAUUUUAAUAAUAAAUGCCUACAAAUAUUUUUUACAAUACACUGAGAAAACCGAAGACAACAGUGUAAUUUGGUAACAAACACUGAAGCAAUGCGGAUGAUGUGAAUUUUGUAAAGCACUGCUACAUCUGUGGGAACGAUCGGCCGACGUGGCUGCAGAAGCUGCAGCACUGUUUGAUUGACCGUUUAAUUUUAUGUAAUUUUUCAAACGUUGUGUCUGAGGUGGAGAGAAUUCUUAGAAAACACCCGGGGGAAUGAAGGUUUCUCAUCUGCGUACUCUGUGUUAAACCACUGUUUUUUUUCCCCCCUUUGUAAUCAUCUUUAGGCUGCUGUCACUGUAAAGCUCAAUUCGAUUGGUCACAGCAUCUCUACAGAUCCUUCUUGUCUUCGUGUAACAUUAGUGUAUUGUUUUUAUCUUCUGACAUUUGUUGAACAGUGGUAUGUCUGUCUUCUACACCAGUCAGCCAUAACAAUAAAUCUUCCUGCUGUGGACAGAGGUCAGAGUGGGACAACAUGCAAAGCUGGCCAUGGCCCACGUGUCGGACCACUGCUGUGUAGCUGCAGGCUGGUACGAGUGGCCGCGCUGACCCGUGUCCACCCGAUUGUGUUGUCGUGGCUGAUGACUGUACGGUUUGGUUUUCUGUGACUAGCAGGUUCAGAGUGCAGUAAUCAUGUGAGUAGAUGUGGUUCUACAAGUGCCUGGUGUGGAGACUAUGAUGUGAGGCCCCCUCAGCGUGUGGCCAACAUCCAUUUACUGACACAUUUAUAUCAUAAUCAGUUUGCAGUUUCAUCCAAUAUGUCAGUGACGCCUCUAAGUUGCACUUGUUGCCUAAAAUGAAAAAGCAUUAAGUCUGUUUCAUAUUGACCUGCAUUAAAGAAUUAUCUUAUGUAAUAUUUAAAUUUCCAUAGCAUAAAGAAAUAGUUGACAUCAGCUGGUUAUUCUUUUAUGAUUUAAUACACAAAUGAAUUAAGUCUCUAAAACUUUGAAAACAAAGUCAACUCAUUAGGAAGGCAGUGGAUACUGGGAUAUUCUGUAGCAGUUACACACUGGGGAACACUUGCCUAAAUAAGGCUCACUGCAUUAGGUGGAGGUACUGUUUUCUUACAUUUUCAAACUGCUGUAUAAAUUAAUAAGUCAUUGUAAUAGUUCUGUACAUAUACAAGGUUACAUCUUUGUAUCUGCUGGUUCUCUUCUGUAUAUGUGAGGCGGUUUUCUUUGGGUUUCCCAAUAAAGUAAUGUUCCUGUA
Molecule: messenger RNA, 5075 nt
Organism: Betta splendens (Siamese fighting fish)
Lineage: Eukaryota; Metazoa; Chordata; Actinopteri; Anabantiformes; Osphronemidae
Gene: sort1b
Product: sortilin 1b
Exons: 20
Coding region: 342-2819 (825 amino acids)
Biological process (GO): endocytosis; Golgi to endosome transport; vesicle organization
Cellular component (GO): Golgi apparatus; membrane
Molecular function (GO): protein binding
Source: RefSeq, a predicted model, not a curated record